CGGGUGAGGCGUGAACCCCGCAGCAGUGCAUGCUGGGACCGCCUCUUUAGGGAAAGCGCGGGAGCCGUAAAAGUACGGGUCCCGAGAGGUUGAUCGCGCUCUGCGCUCAAAACCGUGGUGGUAUCUCAGAUAAUACAGCAUGCUUGUAUGCUGUACAGACUAGAGAAAAGUAAGAGGGAAAAGACUAAACAUGAAGCCAUUUCUGACCAUCUGCAGGCAGCUAAGAAGUUUAAACGGAUUUUCUGUGAAACCAAGCCCUCUUGUGAGUUUCUCCACUUCCCCUUAUUUGUGUGGUCAGAAGAAAAAAAACUCUUACGAAGCAGUAGACCAAGCAAAGUACUCUCGUUUAGUACGGUCUGUGUUGUCCAGAGGCCCAGUCCAGACCCCAGAGUCAUUGUUCCAGGAAGAUGAUAUACUCUACGGUCCUGUGAGCAAGCAUAAGGCCCCAGAGCAAGAGCAGCUGGCAAGAGUUCCACAGAACUGGUUUCCUAUCUUCAAUGAGGAGAGAAACGUGAAGCCACAUACAAGUGCUUCUGCGGGCCCUUUGAAGAUCCCUCUGCAGAGAAAUGUGACACCCAGUGUGACUCGAAUCCUUCAACAGACCAUGACACCAGAACAGAGUUUCUUUUUGGAGAGGUGGAAACAACGGAUGGUUCUGGAGCUGGGAGAAGAUGGAUUUGCAGAAUAUACUAAAAAUAUCUUCUUACAAGGCAGACAAUUUCAUGAAGCCUUGGAAAGCAUACUCUCACCCCAGGAUAACUUAAAAGGGACAGAAGAGCACCUGCAAUGUGGCUAUAUCAAAAGUGUCCAGCAUAUUUUGAAAGAAAUCAAUGGUGUGCAAGCUCUGGAAAGUGCUGUCCAGCACGAGGCCUUGAAGUACAUAGGGCUGCUGGACUGUGUGGCUGAGUUCCAAGGCAAGCUGUGUGUGAUUGAUUGGAAGACAUCAGAAAAACCAAAGCCUUUUAUUCAAGAUACAUAUGACAACCCACUACAAGUUGUGGCGUACAUGGGUGCUGUAAACUAUGAUGCCCACUACAGUUUUCAGGUUCAGUGUGGCUUAAUUGUGGUGGCCUAUAAGGAUGGGUCCCCUGCCCACCCUCAUUUCAUGGAUGAAGAGCUCUGUUCCAAGUACUGGGCCAAGUGGCUUCUUCGACUAGAAGAAUAUACAGAAAAACAAAAAAAUCAGAGUAUUCCAAAGCCGGACUAGAGGCCAGAGUAUUACUUGGGAAGGUUCAGCGAAUUCGAGAAUUAUGUUAACACAAACUGAAGAUGUAAUAUAUUGCUACUGAGAAGCCAAGAAGUCCAGAAGUCAGCAUUUGACCAACUGUACUAUCUUUAUUUCCUACCUGAGAACAGGGCACACAGGAUUGGCAGUCACCUUGAUGAAUUUUGAACUCUCUUGCACGUCUUUUUUGUGUUCCUGGCAAGUUGCCUUGUCUUUGAAUUGAGAUCAGAAGGCGGUGAAGCUUCAUGUACCAGGCAGAUCCCCAAAGUUCUCAGGGAAGGGAGGGGUCAUGUACUGCCCGAGUGUAUAGAAAGAGCACAUCAGCCAUCACCACUGUAAUAGAUUCCUAAAAGGUGCUUUAUACAGUAGGACUCAUAUCAUUAGGGGGAAACUUCUUAACAUUGAAUUCAUUCAUAUGUGAGUAUUUGGCUCAGCAAACCUGGCUGCCCACAAAGCUGUAACAUUGACCAGAUCCUUUUCCAUACCAACUAAGCCCAGCAGUAGUAACCAUUGUCAGGGUUUUAAUAUCAGUUUUUGGUGUCAUUCAGCAGGCGUUGUACUAGAAAAAAAUACUGUCACAGGAUUUUUCGGCUAAGAGCAAUACUGGUGUAAUAUAUUCCCCCCUGUGUUUGAUAGGUAAUCAUUGGUUGCCUUGGAUUUGGGGAGGUUAAAUAAAUGCCAUUAUUUCCCU
This is a messenger RNA of Phodopus roborovskii (desert hamster), 1916 nucleotides long. It is a transcript of the gene Mgme1, whose product is annotated as mitochondrial genome maintenance exonuclease 1. Gene Ontology annotation, cellular component: mitochondrion. Gene Ontology annotation, biological process: mitochondrial DNA replication. The coding region runs from base 191 to 1207 and encodes 338 amino acids. The transcript has 5 exons. Gene Ontology annotation, molecular function: single-stranded DNA exodeoxyribonuclease activity. The record is from RefSeq and is a predicted model, not a curated record. Lineage: Eukaryota; Metazoa; Chordata; Mammalia; Rodentia; Cricetidae.